AUCCUUCCAGGACGAUUUGUAGAAUUUCGACCGGCAUUUAAGCCGCAAAUUUUGUCGACGUAAACUGUAUAUGUAUAAUUGCGAUUAUCGCAAUAUGUACAACUGUCGCCACCUAUUCAUUCUGACAUCGAAUAUGUCAACUCCGACGUUUCAGUUGGAAUUGGAAAUAAUUAAAAGACUCAUUUUUUAUUGACACAGUUCCUGGAUAGAAGGAAUCGCAAGAGUUUGUGCAUACACAGUGUCUAUCACAAGAUGUUUCACGAACGUGUUAAUUGAAGGAUUAAUUCACACUGUGUACACAUGGCAGUGAUAUAACUUGAUAUGACAAUAACAUAAGAUCGCCUAACGUCUAAGUAACAUAGUUAAUUACGGUGCAUUUCAAGUUAACGAUUCGAUGAUGGCAAACUUGGCAGGAACGGGUGAUACAAAUCUCGACUUUAAAGUUGACAUGGAAUAUGCUGAUCCUCAAAAUGUGGAAGGUGAUAUGACGGUAGGAGCUAAGAAAAGUUCAAAUCUCGGAGAACCUGAAUUUAAUACUUUAGAUGAACCAAUUAAGGACACAAUUCUCAGAGAUGUUCGAGCUGUGGGUAAAAAAUUUUAUCAUGUUUUGUAUCCUAAAGAGAAGAAAAGUCUACUGAAAGAAUGGGAUCUUUGGGGACCGUUAGUAUUGUGUACAUUCAUGGCAAUGAUACUGCAAGGUUCUUCUGAUGCAGCAGAUGAUUCCAAUGAUGGAGGACCAGAAUUUGCAGAAGUUUUUGUAAUUGUCUGGAUUGGAUCUAUGGUAGUUACACUGAAUUCAAAGUUAUUAGGUGGCAAUAUAUCUUUCUUCCAAAGUAUUUGUGUCUUAGGAUACUGUUUGCUGCCAACUGCUAUAGCUCUAAUUUUAUGUAGAAUCAUUUUAAUGGCAGAACAAACAGUUUUUCUAUUUAGUUUAAGGUUUCUUAUUUCCAUGCUUGGAUUCGCGUGGGCAACAUAUGCAUCAAUGGCAUUUCUUGGUGACAGUCAGCCAGUAGGGAGGAAAGCUUUAGCUGUAUAUCCAAUAUUCCUAUUCUAUUUUGUAAUUUCGUGGCUGGUAAUAUCUCAUACCACAUAAAAUAAAAUAUAAAUUGUUUGUAAUAAUGAGACUAUACAUUGUUCAGUAUUUGUGCACAAACUAACAAAGACAUUGAGUAAUUCAGCAGACCAUAGCCUAUGGUUCACUUUAUUACUAUAAUAUACUUUACAAUUCAUAGAGUCUAAGUAUAUACCACACUAAGUUUGCUGUAGAUAAAAUAGUAGGUAUAUAUAUAUGCAUUUUAGAAAAUCACCAGUUUGUAUGUCAAUUGCAAUUAUCUAUACAUUCAUGAAUGUAAAGUAUGAAGUAGUGAACGACAGUCAAGUAAAUUAGUAAAUUCGUAUAUAUUUAUACAUAAGUCUCAUAAAAAGAAUUGGCUGAUGUGAUACAGAAAAUGUUAUCGAUAAAUAUUGCAAUUAUUCUAUUUAUACAAUCUUCCAAGAUAAUUUCUUAACAUUUAAAAAUCGCAUUUUUAUCAACCGAGUUUUCCGCAAGUUGACAUUCCUAUUAAAAUGCUUAACUUAUUAAUUGACAGAAUUGAACAAGUCACAAUUUCUACUCUUUAUAUAUACAUAUAUGUGUACAUAAUGUUAGCUGUAAAAUUGAAAUCAAACAUUAAAUAAAAUAUAUCAUUUUUAUAACGGGAAAGAUUUGCUCUGUAAUUACCUUGCUUUUUACAUAUGUGAAAAAUAUUUCUCCAAUUUUUUUAGAAGACUUUUGCUAUCGCAGUGUCCGGGAUAUGCGCUCAAAGACUUUUGCACCGCAGUAUAACUUGUCUGCAAGUCUCCAACCUAUGGAUUUUGAUACGAUUUAUAACUUCAUAAGCUAAUUAUUAGAAUAAUUUAUAGGAUACCAUUACCUCAUAAGCCAAGUAAGCACUGUUAAAAUGAGGUUCAUAAAUGAAAUUUGCAAUAUUUGCAGCAGCAUGGAAAUAUGUUCGAGCUGCUGUUAGAUUUCCAUUUCGUAUCUGUAUAACUCCAAGAUUAUUGUAUGCUAACGCAUGUCUAUUGUCAUUUACAAUAGUAAGUUUCAAACAUUCUUCUGCCAUUGUUAUAUCACCUACUGUCUGAAAUUUCUUGUGAGUUAAACUAUUGAAGAACAUGAUUGAAAGUACUAAAAAUAGUUUGUGUACCUACUAGAGCAAUGUGGGAAAUGUUAUACCAUACAUCUGCUGCGUUUUCAUCUGUAGAAAGAUUAAGUGCCCUUUCAAAGCAUGAUAUAACAUGAUCAUACUGCUGGGAAUAAAAACAGCAUAAUCCAAGAUUGUUGAAUAGCUCAACAUUGUACACACCCAUCUGUAGCAGUCGUCUAUGUCGGAAAUAAGAAGAAAUUGAAUUUUGUAUCAUCUU
Megalopta genalis is the source of this 2403-nucleotide messenger RNA. Its product is annotated as protein YIPF6. The record is from RefSeq and is a predicted model, not a curated record. Gene Ontology annotation, biological process: endoplasmic reticulum to Golgi vesicle-mediated transport. Lineage: Eukaryota; Metazoa; Arthropoda; Insecta; Hymenoptera; Halictidae. Gene Ontology annotation, cellular component: membrane; trans-Golgi network.